This is a messenger RNA of Naegleria gruberi, 360 nucleotides long. RefSeq lists its product as uncharacterized. Bases 1 to 360 code for a protein of 119 amino acids. The record is from RefSeq and is a predicted model, not a curated record. The transcript has a single exon. Lineage: Eukaryota; Heterolobosea; Eutetramitea; Acrasida; Naegleriidae.
AUGGAAUAUUUGACCGUGGAAAACAAGACAAUUGGUUCACUAAUGGUUAAGGAUUGCAGAAACGAAUUUUCUUGCAUUGACAUGUAUUUUGAUUUGUGGAAAGUGAAUCAGACUGGACAAUGUUUCUAUAAUCCUAUGAGACCAUCAGAGUUUGCCACAAAGAAUACCUAUAACAUGGAUGCUUUUAGUGCCAUGUAUGUUUUUGCAAGCUUUAUAAUAUUAUACUGUUUGCUUUGUGUUCCAAGUUGUACUAUCUUUGCAUAUCUUAAAAGAAAUAAGAGUAACGGAGAUCAAUUAACGAAUAUUCAUCCUCCAAUAACUAUUGUUUCAACAGAACCAAAUGUGGAUUACAAUGUCUGA